This is a messenger RNA of Hippocampus zosterae (dwarf seahorse), 1853 nucleotides long. RefSeq names its product zinc finger, RAN-binding domain containing 2 (gene zranb2). The transcript has 9 exons. The record is from RefSeq and is a predicted model, not a curated record. Gene Ontology annotation, biological process: RNA processing. Gene Ontology annotation, molecular function: lipopolysaccharide binding; RNA binding. Bases 113 to 1186 code for a protein of 357 amino acids. Lineage: Eukaryota; Metazoa; Chordata; Actinopteri; Syngnathiformes; Syngnathidae.
UGGCCAACGGCCUAUGAAUGCAGUAUUGAGGGUGGGCGGCUCUGUUCAUCCACAUUGAGCACAUUUGGCUAGCAAGAGAAGCUAAGCCAUUCGACGCUAAAACACUACCAACAUGUCGGGAAAGAGCUUUCGCGUCAGCGACGGGGACUGGAUAUGUCCUGAUAAAAAGUGUGGAAAUGUGAACUUUGCAAGGAGAACAAGUUGUAAUAGAUGUGGAAGAGAGAAAACCACAGAGGCCAAGAUGAUGAAAGCAGGAGGAACAGAGAUUGGGAAAACUCUGGCAGAUAAGAGCAGAGGACUGUUCAGCGCAAAUGAUUGGCAAUGUAAAACAUGUGGAAACGUUAACUGGGCGAGGCGGUCGGAGUGCAACAUGUGUAACACUCCCAAAUAUGCCAAGCUUGAAGAAAGGACAGGUUAUGGUGGCGGUUUUAAUGAAAGGGAAAAUGUGGAAUAUAUUGAGCGAGAGGAAUCUGAUGGUGAAUAUGAUGAGUUUGGGAGGAAAAAGAAAAAGUAUCGUGGGAAGAAUAGUAGCAAGACGUCUUCCUCAAAAGGAAGUGAAAAGAAAGAAACGGCAAAAAAGGUUCAGCCUCCCCCGCAGCAGGAGGAUGACGAAGAAGAGGAUGACGAUGAGGAAGACGGUGACCUGUCCAAGUACAAACUCGAUGAUGAUGACGAAGACGACGAAGACGGUGACCUGUCCAAGUACGACCUGGAUGCCAGCGAUGAAGAGAAGGAGCAAGUGAAGAAAAGGGGCAGCCGCUCUGGCUCGUCCCGUUCCCGCUCGUCCUCGCGCUCAUCCAGCUCAAGUUCUCGGUCGAGGUCCAGAUCCGGCUCUAGGAGCUCCUCUAGUUCCCGAUCCAGAUCUCGCUCGAGGUCCCGCUCCAGAUCCAGCUCCAGGUCUGGAAAGGGCUCCUCGCCUCGGAAGAGGUCAGUCUCCCUGCCUUCCUCACCCGAGGGGGGACAGAAGCGGAGUCGCUCCAGGUCGUCAUCUGGAGGCAGAAAACGGAGACGCUCUCGAUCCCGUUCGUCCGAAAGGUUUGGGUUUAAAGUGGAAUACCACAGUGGCACUCACUAUAGCCGUUUUCUCGCCUCGCUCACGACCUUGUCGUGCUGGUUUUCAAGCGCUGACCUUGACCUGACACCGUACAAGUAUGCUGUGCUGAAUGUUGAUGACUGUCGGUGCUGACGUGUCUCCCCUUCCCAUCAUGUUAUGUGCUUUCAGGCGCAGCAACCAGUCCUCCGGAUCGUCCCAUUCUGGCUCCAGUUCUAAACAGGAAAAAAAAUAAUUAUAAUGCCUCAGUGAAAUGAACCUUGGUGCAAGUGCAUGUUACCAUGAGAGGAACGACAAAUCCUUAUACAGUAUACUGUUCACCGUCCCGAUUCACACACACACACUGUAGUAGCAACGCUUCCUAUCCUUCAACACCCUCUUUGUCCAACUUGUGAUUUGUGUCUCCCAAUAUAUAUACAUGGCCAAAUAAUGUAAUUGGAUGGUCCGUAUUUUGGGCUAAUGUUGGUGGCAGUAUUUCUAUUGAUCUUUGGGGAAAUUUACAUUCUCCCUCAGGACACACCCAUUUUAAAUAUAAAUGCAUCUGUUUGGGGACAAGUAGAACUCAUUACCGGUACAGACAUUUUACUUUGUUUUUAAGGUAAGUAUUACCAAGUUUUCUUCACAAACGGCACCAAUUUCAAUACAUUUAGGCAUCAAUGUUUCCAUUUGUGUUUACCAGAGGAAGGAGCAGAUUCGAUUAACAUUUAUUACUGUUCAAGACUUUUUUUAAGCACAUUGUGACCAUUCAUGCUUUAUAUAUGAUAGUAUGUGUCCGUGUGUAAAUAAAGUCUUGUCAACUUCG